AUGAUUAUAGCCACCGCAUAUGUAACACUUUACACCGGCCGCAGCACAUUUCCCCCGUACACAAUACUUGCCACAGUAUUUACAAGGCGCUCGACGUUCGAAACGCUUGACGUUGCCACCCCUACGCUGACCGCCUCGAGCGCAGCUGGCGCCUGCGCUUGCGACGCUGCCGCUUUGAGUCGUGAAACCGCCGCUCGCAUUCCAUCGCUUGUUUUCGACAGCACGUUCUCGACUGUGCGCUUUAAUACGAUCUAUGGAUGCUUGCUCCGAGUCGACAGCAUGCAAUUC
Messenger RNA from Iphiclides podalirius (scarce swallowtail), 288 nucleotides. The record is from the annotation of a GenBank genome assembly. Lineage: Eukaryota; Metazoa; Arthropoda; Insecta; Lepidoptera; Papilionidae.